Messenger RNA from Bactrocera latifrons, 1235 nucleotides. RefSeq lists its product as uncharacterized. The record is from RefSeq and is a predicted model, not a curated record. NCBI's taxonomy places the organism in Eukaryota, Metazoa, Arthropoda, Insecta, Diptera, Tephritidae. Bases 139 to 390 code for a protein of 83 amino acids. The transcript has 3 exons.
GUAUGAUUGGCGUUGAAACCUAAGAAAGGGAAAUUUUACAGAUAGUGAAAUAGCUAACAUUUUUUAAACGACAUAUUGAAACAAUUGAAUUCAGUUGUCGCUCGCGAAAAAGUGAAUAAACAUUAAAAUAAAUAAAAAAUGGAUAUAAGUGUUGAUCUAUAUUACAAUGACGAAAAUAUUGGGGGAAAAAUUGAUGUGCUACGUAUACGGAAAAGCCUUCGUGAUCGUUCAAAUCCAUUGGAGCUUCCAAAUGCAAAAUUCUUUACUGCACGAAUGUUGAAUGUUUACUGCUUAAGAGCAGUUGAAGUUUAUUUAUAUACUAAUCAACCCAACUUGUACAACCCAAAAAAAGUUGAAGUUCGAUCAUACUUCAACCGCAAUUUCUUCUGACGGAUUGAGUUGAAGUUGGCAAUACAGAAUUUUUACACUUUGACUGAAGUGCAGUGGGGUUGAAAACCGCAAUACUGGCAUUAAUCAUAGAGGAAGUGUGAAACAAUAUAUUGUCCUUAUAAGAAUCGGACAAAAUCGAUUUCAAGGUCAAAGUUGAUACAUUUUCAAAAAUCAGAAAAUGUAUUUUCAAAGAUAUCCGGAAAACUAGAAAAUAAGACAGAUUGGAAUAUUAACACCCCCAUUCAGUAGACCUGACAAAUUGCUAAACUAUAGUUAAUUUGAAAUUUUUAUCACGAAGGAAAGUUGUUGAUAUUCUGUGACAAUUUUGAUAAAACACAAAGCUUCAGUACGAAGAGCCUUUCCCCUACGCCUGUGUUGAACAAAAUGAUGUACAGUUGGUAUUUCUAUUCAAAUUCUUAAUUCGUUAAAAAUCGAUUCGCCGAUUCCCAUGUAAGUUUUCCCAUAUAUUUAUAUAGUCAAUGGAAAAUAGUUUAGUUAACUAACUUUAAUUUGACAGUAAAUCGAAAUUUCAAAGCUUUAGAUUCAUGGCACAUAAACUUUUGACAGUUGAGUGCCUAACAUUACGAGCAUCAUUUGCAGCUAGUCCUCUGCCAUUAGGCAGCUCAAUACAAUCCUGGGCAACUGGCAAGCCAACUGGCAAGCCAACUGAACCAACAGCAUCACCUCCAUGCUCAUCAAUAAUUUUGGAAAAUCGUGUAUGAUUAAAAUAUAUAUAUUUUUUUCGCAUUUUUAAUUACUUUUAAUAAUGAGCUGCUCGGAACAAGCUUAUCUGCAGCAUGAUAACUGAUAUCACCGGCAGGAACAUAGGGAGCUGAAGCAGGUCA